AUGAGCCGGGACGACCACCGGCGCCGGCGCUGGGGCUCGCGCCCAGACUCCCCCGACCGGCGAUGGGGCGGUCGGGACACAUACCACGGCCAGCCGCACGACACCUACUAUGCUCAUGGUCAUCGGCAUGACUACGAGCGACCAGGCCCGUCGCGUACCACCCGCGACGCGAGAGACUACGAUCACCUGUCCAUCGAACAAGUCGAGGUGCUAUCACAAGCCCUUACAUCGGUGAUCCAGCGUUCUGGGAAACGCCAUGUCGCGCGAGCUGUCGCCGAGCGGCUGGCCAAGUUUGGUGGCGAGAAUGCCGAUGACGCGAGGCGUCGGUUAGAGGUCGCUGAGGAAGAGGUUCGGAGUGGUAUGGGGGAGUUGCAGACUGCUUUGGUGGGGGUGUUGCGGGCUAUACGUGGUGGAGGUGGGAGGGAAGGGGAGGUGGAGGCGAUUUGGGCGCGCGUUGAACGACUGGAACGGGGUCUCGACGAACAACGACGGUCACGGCCUCCACGGCGGCGGUCGCCUUCGCCACCCCGACGCGAGCCUUCGCCGGCCCGGUCUUUGCUCGAUAAGGGAAAGGGCAAGGAAGUCGCGCCCACGAAGAAGGACCAGGACGGCGAGGUCUCGGUCACCGACUCGAGACGGGGACGCGCGCGCGCCCUCUUGGAAGAGGUGUUGCGCCGCCUCGAGGAGGUCGAGGAAAAGGCUGAUACCGCCAUCCAGUCGUACCAGCUAGUCGCUGACGACUUAUCUGUCCUCGAUACGGACAUCGUCCUCCAGAGCGACCAGAUCGAGGAGCUGGACCGCCUCGUACACAAGCGCAGGCGUACCCGCGAGCCGCAGUCGGUCAAGGCGCCGGCGGAACCGGAGAGUAGAGGGGAGGCGGAUAUGGAUAUCGACAGCAGCAAUGAGGGGGAGGUACGGGAGGUUGAGAGGCCUGAGAGACCCUCGUCACCUAUAACGCUCGUCAUACCCGCGAUUCCCAAACCUGCCGAUCCUGGGUCUGCCGGUCCCAGUUCUGCUGACCCCAAUUCCGGCGGCCCAGGACUCGAGGAUGAAAUGGCGCAGCUGCGCGAGCAGAUGGCCGCGAUGGAGUGGCGCAUCAACGAGAUGCAGGCCAGCGUCGCAACAACGGAGGCGGCGGAUACGGACAAGCCCGGCGAGGUACCUGAGCCAGCAAGGCGCGAACUAUCGGUUCCGCCGAACCAGGCGGCCCUCUCACCGACAGCGAUGUUUGAGGCACUCACCAACAUCCGUCAAACAUUACGCGACAUGUCCAAGAACCUCGAGAGCCUCAAGUCACGUGUGGACGCGUUUACAAAGGUGGACGUGCAGGCUAUUAUCGAGUCUGAGCGUGCACAAGUCCAGACGGCCGUACAGAACCUCCUCGACUCAAAGUAUCAGGAGGUCAUCGCGGCCACCGAGGAGGUGGUGACAGCCAAGAUCGACGAGCACAUUUCGCGGAUGGUGCCGGUGGUCGUCACGCGCGAGAUCCACGCCCCUACUGCAAAGUCUCCCAACGUCGCCAGCCCGAAGAGUAAGCAGAGCGUACCGCCGCCGAGCGCGAAUUCCGCACCCCAGUCUCCCACGGUGCCGUUACAGCAGCGCCUGAGUGUUUCCACCAACCAUCCAAGACUAGCGCUGCGCAUGAGCGAGGGAAGCGAGCAGCGACCCGCUCAACAGACGAUGCAGCAUAGCCAACAGAGCCCUGCACUACAACCCAACGAGCAGCAAGCGUUACACCGAGUCCAGCAGCAUGCGGCUCUGGUGCACGCCCAGCAUACGCGGGACGCUGCGUCGAGCUCGCAAAACCCCACGUCCUUGCCUCCGCAGCAACACUCUGCGCUGGUAGAGCAAUCACAAAAUCCGAACUUGUCCGACGAGCAGAAGCUGGGACUGCACAACGCGGUGCAGGCGCAAGCUCAGCAACUCGCAUACCAGCAGCAGCAGCAGCAGCAGCAACAACAGCAACAACAGGCAUCACAACGCCCUCCAAGUACUACCGAGACCACCGACAGUGGCAACGGCCACGGGAGCAACAGUGUGCACUCCACCCCCGAAUUUAUUGGCAUGACGCUACCUCCGCAGCACGCAAUGCCGCAAGUAAGUACCUCCUCCUUGUCGGCGGUGGUUUCGGCGGCCUCGAACAACAACCCUAAUGUGAGCCCGGCCCUGCGGACCGUCCGUAUCCCGACACCGCGCGAGCUGGCGGCGUCGGGAAUCACGCCCGACGCCAUCCUCGCGUCCAACAUGUCCGCCUCGUACAAGCAGCUUGUUCUCCAGCAGUUCGGCCCGACGUGGAUGGAGCGGCUCCAGACAAUGGAGCAGCAGCAGUGGGCGCAGCAUGCGGCGCAGGAAGGCCAGCAGCAAUUCCAGCGGGUCCCACCGCAGGCAGGGCAAUUAUCUCCUCAACAGCAACUCGCGCAGCCCAUGGGCAUCCACCCGCCUCCUCCCCCGUGA
Messenger RNA from Cutaneotrichosporon cavernicola, 2454 nucleotides. RefSeq lists its product as uncharacterized. NCBI's taxonomy places the organism in Eukaryota, Fungi, Basidiomycota, Tremellomycetes, Trichosporonales, Trichosporonaceae. The record is from RefSeq and is a predicted model, not a curated record. Bases 1 to 2454 code for a protein of 817 amino acids. The transcript is spliced from 3 exons.